AUGGGAAAUCGACCAAAAAAUUAUGGCAGUAGUGACUGAUAAUGCAAAAAAUGUGUUGAAUGCUGUUAAUUUACUGAAUAAUAUUACCGAAAAGGAUGAUUUAACAUGUGCCGCACAUACAUUACAACUUGCUGUCAAUAAUGGCCUAAAAUAUGAUAAAAUAGAUAGCUUAAUUCAAUUAUGUAAUAAAAUUGUUUGUCAUUUUAAGAAUUCGAAUUUAGCUAGUCAGUAUUUAAAAGAUAAGCAAGACCAACUAGGUUUGCCAACAGAAAGCUUAAUUCAAAGUUGUAAAACCAGAUGGAACUCUAUAUAUAUGAUGCUUGAUCGACUUUAUAAAAAUAGGUGCCCAAUUUCAAAUGUUCUUGCUGAUCGUUCGUUGACUACAGCAGCAAUAGCACACAAAUUUGAAGUGACAGAGCACCAAUGGACAGAUAUAGAAACGUUAAUUAAAUUGCUUAAACCUCUACAAAUUAUAACCACGGUUUUUUGUGGCGAAAAAUAUUGCUCUAUUUCAAUGGUUAGGCCUCUUAUAAACGCAGUUAUAGAAAAGCAUUUAAAGCAUAAUGUAAGUGAUGAUGAAAUAACUGAACAUUUUAAAACUACUGUAAUUAGGGAACUAUCAGAUCGUUUUAAAUUAUUGUGGCGUCCUUCUAGUGUCGUGUCUGUUAGGCAAAUAGCGUCUUUCCUCGACCCAAGAUUCAAAGACUUAGAGCAUGAAGCGGUUGACGCAAGAGAAGAAAUUCGGACACGGGUUAAACAUUUGAUAAAAGAAAUAGCUGAAAUUAAUUGCGAUGUGCAAAUUGAAACACCUGUCACUAAACAUCACGGUGCUCUUGAAUUUCUGUUCGGUGAUGAAGUAAAUUGUAAUAUAGCUGAUACUGACAUUCAGUAUCAACAUUACUUGGCAGAACCACAAUUAAAAUUUGAUUUUGAUGCACUAGAAUGGUGGAAGACGCGUGCAUCAAAAUAUCCACUAAUUGUUGCUCUGGCAACGAAAUAUUUAGGGAUACCAGCAACGUCAGUUAGUUCUGAAAGAUGUUUCUCAGCCGCUGGAAACAUAGUGACGGCCAAGAGAAGUUGUUUGGCGCCCGAGACCGUAAACAUGCUGAUUUUUCUUUACCAGAACAAACAAUUAUUAUAACUUCAUAGAUUGUAAGUGAUUGCUUUGUUAUAUUGUAUUUGUUAACUUUUGUAUAAGUAUAUGGGUUAUCAUCUAC
This is a messenger RNA of Melanaphis sacchari, 1217 nucleotides long. RefSeq names its product zinc finger BED domain-containing protein 1-like. The transcript has a single exon. Lineage: Eukaryota; Metazoa; Arthropoda; Insecta; Hemiptera; Aphididae. Bases 23 to 1141 code for a protein of 372 amino acids. The record is from RefSeq and is a predicted model, not a curated record. Gene Ontology annotation, molecular function: protein dimerization activity.